AUGUUCACAGACAAAGGAGAGGCAAGCUUGGGUGUGGUAAUAUGUAACUAUGCUGGCAAAAUCAUAGCGGCUCUCUCUAAAAAAAUCCCACAGCCACCUUCAAUUACAUGCUUGGAGUUACUUGCAGCAAGGCGUGCUGCCAUUUUUGUCCACGAAUUAGGUCUCCAUGAGUCCAUUUUGGAAGGAGACUCGGAAACUGUCAUCAAAUCCCUUCAGAAAGGUGAUAUGUUUCAAUUUGCUUAUGGCCAUCUUUUUAAAGACACUAUGUUCUAUGUUAAUUCCUUAAGAAGCUAUUGUUUUUCUCAUACCUAUAGGAAGGGAAAUUCUAUAGCCGAUACUUCAGCAAAAAAAGCUAGAUUCAGUUCUGAUUUAACCGUCUGGAUGGAGCAUGUUCCACCAGAUAUCAAGUCUUUUGUAUUGGCAGAUAUGCCUUUUCCUUGA
Molecule: messenger RNA, 441 nt
Organism: Quercus robur (English oak)
Lineage: Eukaryota; Viridiplantae; Streptophyta; Magnoliopsida; Fagales; Fagaceae
Exons: 1
Coding region: 1-441 (146 amino acids)
Molecular function (GO): RNA-DNA hybrid ribonuclease activity; nucleic acid binding
Source: RefSeq, a predicted model, not a curated record